Molecule: messenger RNA, 3185 nt
Organism: Chelonoidis abingdonii (Abingdon island giant tortoise)
Lineage: Eukaryota; Metazoa; Chordata; Testudines; Testudinidae
Gene: WDR25
Product: WD repeat domain 25
Molecular function (GO): protein binding
Source: RefSeq, a predicted model, not a curated record
UGGGGUCCACCCUCGCCAGGCCUCAGGAGGGGCUUCUUCUGUAGGAGGAGCUGCAGAGUCAGGCUGCCCCGUGUCUCCGGGGGGCUGAGGGGAGGCUAACAUUUAAAAAACGAUAUAUUCAUCAUUUUGGAGGAUUUCAGCACAGAGAUUAUUGCACUUCGCCAUAUCUGACCAGGAUGAAUUCAUCAUUGGUUGCUUAUGAUGAUUCAGAUUCUGACACAGAGACUGGAAAGGCUGAAAAUCUCAAUCUUUCUAGCAGAGAAACCAGACUUGCAAGUUCUGCUGUGAAUCCUAUUCAGUUUUUUGCACCCGGUGGAUUAGGCACAAAAUCUACAUACAAAAUGCAGACUGUUGAGAAUACUGCCAGUACUGGCACAAACAUUAUUUGUGAAGGUACUCCUGCAUAUAAGGUACAGGCUAAUAACAGGGAUUUGGCAGCUGUUUACCCCUGGAAAGAAUAUUCUAACCAGGCUGAAACACUUUCUGGAAAUGGAAGUUUCUCUCAGAAGAGAGUACAUCAGGACAAGGUUAUUACCAUAAAGGGAAUUAGACCAUAUAUCCCUAGAAGACUUCGACAAGAAAAAACUUCUAAAAUAUAUGAAAAAAAAGAAUCUGAAGAACAGAGAGAGAGUUGUGCAAUACCAGGAGAGCAAAUUUCCACAGAGGUUUCUGAACUUAUUAAGCCAUAUUUAGGGUCUAAGUACAAAUCAACUGAAAUCCCAAGGAACUUGGUGUUUCAGAUGUCCAAACACAGUGGUCCAGUUAAUAAAGUCCAGUGGUGUCCUGUACAAGGAUGGAGCCAUAUGCUUCUUUCCACUUCCAUGGAUAAAACUUUCAAGAUAUGGAACGCUGUAGAUACAGGCUGUUGUUUAAAAACAUACUCCUGUCAUAGCUGUGCUGUUCGAACUGCUCAGUGGUCUUCGUGUGGAAGAAGAAUUCUCAGUGGAGGCUUUGAUUCUGUGCUUCAUUUAACAGAUGUUGAAACAGGAACACAGGUAUUUAGCAGCAAAAAUGAAUUUAGGAUCAGCACAUUGAAGUUUCAUCUUUCUGACCCUAAUAUUUUUAUUUGUGGAGGAUUCAGCCCAGAAGUUAAAGCCUGGGAUAUAAGGAAUUGUAAGGUGAUAAAAGUCUACAAAGCAGCAGUACAACAGACCUUGGAUGUCCUCUUCCUUCCUGAAGGAAAAGAAUUUCUUACAAGCACGGAUGCAGUAAGCCGGGACUCAGCUGACCGAACAAUCAUUGCAUGGGAUUUCGACAGUGCUGCAAAAAUUUCCAAUCAGAUUUUUCAUGAGCGUUAUACCUGUCCGAGUCUGACUCUGCACCCUAGAGAACCUGCAUUUGUUGCUCAAACAAAUGGAAACUACAUGGCAUUGUUUUCUACCCAACGACCAUACAGAAUCAACAAAAAGAAAAGAUAUGAAGGGCAUAAGGUGGAAGGAUUUGCAGUAGGCUGUGAAUUUUCCCCAGAUGGAACUCUUCUAGUGACGGGAAGUUCAGAGGGCAAAAUAUUUUUCUAUAACUAUCACACUGCUAGAAUCAUUCACACUUUGUCUGCACAUGACCAGGCUUGUGUGAGUGCAACUUUUCACCCAGUCCUUCCGUCACUUCUUGCAACGUGUGACUGGGCUGGAGAUAUCAAGAUCUGGCAAUAAUAAACCAGUGUUCCCUGUCAGAGUGAGUACAGUUAGUUCACAUCGAAGACACGGGUGCUGGUGUUUCAUCAUAAAUAAACCAGUGUAUAUAAUUUGAAUUUUUCUUAUAAAUAUGAGGGAGUCUUGUCAUUUUGUUUAUUCCAUCCAAGCCUUCUAAGAGUAGGAUUUUCAAAAGUCCUUAAAGCUGGUCUAAGUCUGGAAGUCAAUCAGAGCUAGGCUAACACUGAGUGUUUUUGAAAAUAUCAUCUAAAGCUUUAAGCUUAAAUUUGUUUUUUAUCAUUUGAUGCCUAAUGGGGUUAAAAAGGAGGUGUAGUGGUAAAUAUUAAAUUAUACCAAAAAUUUAAAAAAAAUAACAUUUCCACAUGAGCGCAGGUCUCUGCACAUCCAACUCCUUGCUGCUCUUAGGCAGCUUAAUACUGGGGUUAGUGUUCAAGUUAAUAUAAUAAUAGUUUACAUUUGUAACAUAAUUUUUCAAUCCAAAAGAUCUCUACUUCCAUGCAGUUCCGGAUCACCAUGCAGGAGAAAUCUUCUUCUAAAGUGCAAAGGAAAAGGGUCUCCUUUUCCACAGACCUUUCUUAAUUCUUUAAGAUACAUAUUACCAGUUUUAUGGUUGUUGUUCUUCAACUGGUGCAAAUUGUCAUAGUACCAUUGAAGCCAACAGAGCUAUAACAAUUUAGAUCAGCUAAAGAUCUCCCCCAAAUAUUUUUACAUAGUCAUGUGUAUGAGAGAGAGAGAGAGAAAAUUCAUCUUGUGCCUUUUAGUAUCAACCUUAACUCUGACUCACAAGAUAUACUAACUCUUUAAACAUAUACAUAGAUUAUUUAGAAGUUGUCCUUAUAUUGUGAUGAUUAUGUUGAAAAGAUAAAUAUGUCUUGUAUGUCGGAGUUAAGACUGCUACUAGAAUGUGUGAGAUGAAUUUUCACAGAUCAAUAUUGUGGUUAAUUGAUUUUAAUGAACUGCAGUGUUACAGAAUAUUUAUGUCCAUUUUAGCUGAAUAUUUCCAGAUUUUUUUAACUAGUCUUUUUUAUGACAAUGCUGUAGUUUGAAGAUGUGUUAUUCUGUGAUCUAACUCUAAAUUAAGGAAGCAUUUUGUUUGAGCAUAUCAACUAGAAGAGAAGAGAGUAUGUACCACAGAAAUGAAAGAAGGGAAUUCCUUUUCUAAUGAGACAAAGACCUGAAUUUCAAACAUCAACAUCAUUGGCAUACCAGUGUUCUCUCCUUAUUAAUUCUGUUAUAGUAUUUCAGUCUAUGCAAAAGAACUUUAUUCAGCUACUGGUAAUAGUGUAGGUCCAUAUUAACCCAUGUAUAUGGCUAUAUCAUAGAAUCAUAGAAAUGUCGGGCUGGAAGAGAUCUUGAGAGGUCACCUAGUCCAGCCCCCUUUGUGCUGAGGCGGGACCCAAGAAAACCAUUUCUGACAGGUGUUCGUCUAAGCUGAUUUUAAAAUCCUCCAAUAACGGGUAUUCCACAACUACCCUUGAAGCCUAUUCUAGUGCUUAACUACUCUGACAGUUAGUUAGAAAGCUUUUUCUAAUA